This is a messenger RNA of Paramecium pentaurelia, 528 nucleotides long. The record is from the annotation of a GenBank genome assembly. NCBI's taxonomy places the organism in Eukaryota, Ciliophora, Oligohymenophorea, Peniculida, Parameciidae.
AUGGCCAAAAGAUAUAGUCCUUAUAACCAUAGAAGGGGACACAAGCAAGCCAGCACAUCACUUGCAUCUAAUAUUCCCUAAGAAAGCAGGGUCCUUAGUGAGUACUAUAUGAAACUCAAAUUGAAAAAUCCUAAGGAUAAUCAUAAGGGAAUCAUUAAAAGAAUGACUGAAUGUUGGCUUAAUAGUCAAAACAAAUAUGGCCCAAGGGAAUACUUGGAGGAACUCUUGAACAAAAGCUAAAUAAAAACCGAGGAGGAUAUGAAAUGGGCCAAGUAUAAAGUCCUGGGUGCUCCAUAAAUUAUCUAACCCAGAAUUUAGGUCACCAGGAAAGGAAAAUGGAUAAAAUUUUAUGUUGACCAGAAAUUAUCAGUUUGCUCAGCAGUCAGAUUUAAUCAUCAGUAAAGUCCUACUUAAAGAGAUACUCAAUUGUCACCUAUUCCUUCAUAGUGUACAUCAGUUUCCGACUAGAUCACCCACUUUUAUCAAUAAACCUUCAGAGUCAAUAAACACUUAUCAUUUGAUGGAUGA